UUUUCACAUACCGGACACGCCUUUACUCUGAACCGAAGAAGCUUUGAGAUGAUUAAACGGUGUCGUUUUAGCGUUUGUUGAUGGUGGACUGGGCUAGCCUUACAAAACGUGCUGCCCUUUUGUGAUUUGCCAUAUUACAUCGCACCAAUCAUGAUAUACUACAAUUUACGGUCUCCGAAAAGCUUCAAUUCCGGAUCUCUCUCUCUUCACUCGCUGGCUGUGUGCUGAUUCCAUAUGCAAUCACCAUCAUCAGCUACGACAGAACCAGAGCAGCUCAAGUCAACCCCAAAUCAAAUGGCUUUGGUCCCAGCAAACCCAGCCAACGAUGGAACCAUACUCGCAGAGGUUGAAAUGGGCGCUGACCCCUCCGCGCCUAUAGUUCGAGCCACCGUCGUCCAAGCCUCCACCGUCUUCUACGACACCCCUGCUACUCUGGAGAAGGCUGAGAGGUUAUUGGCGGAGGCAGCGGGGUAUGGGUCCCAGCUUGUAGUGUUCCCGGAGGCUUUCGUUGGAGGCUAUCCGCGUGGUUCAACUUUUGGCGUUGCGAUUGGGAAUAGAACGCUUAAGGGCAAGGAGGAAUUCCGCAAGUACCACGCUUCCGCCAUUGAUGUGCCCGGUCCUGAAGUUGACCGGUUGGCAGCAAUGGCUGGGAAGUACAAGGUGUACUUAGUGAUGGGUGUUAUAGAAAGAGAUGGAUAUACUCUGUAUUGUACUAUCCUUUUCUUUGAUUCUCAAGGUCAUUACUUGGGGAAGCACCGCAAACUCAUGCCAACAGCAUUGGAGCGUAUAAUCUGGGGAUUUGGGGAUGGAUCAACAAUUCCAGUGUUUGAGACUCCAAUUGGAAAAAUAGGUGCUGCCAUUUGUUGGGAAAAUAAAAUGCCACUGCUAAGGACUGCAAUGUAUGCUAAAGGCAUUGAAAUAUAUUGUGCACCUACAGCUGAUUCCAGAGAGACUUGGCUAGCAAUAAUGACCAACAUUGCUCUUGAAGGUGGAUGUUUUGUUUUAUCAGCCAAUCAGUUCUGUCGAAGAAAAGAUUAUCCCCCUCCUCCAGAGUACGUAUUUGCUGGGACGGAAGAGGAUCUCACACCUGAUUCUGUUGUUUGUGCUGGAGGCAGUGUAAUCAUAUCACCAUCUGGAACUGUUCUUGCUGGACCCAACUAUGAUGGAGAGGCACUUAUCUCUGCAGAUUUAGAUCUUGGAGAAAUAGCACGGGCAAAAUUUGACUUUGACGUGGUAGGCCAUUAUUCAAGGCCGGAAGUUCUCAGCUUGAUUGUGAGGGACCAUCCAACAAACCCAGUUACAUUCACAUCUGAAUCCGCAAAAACUGAAGGCCCUCAGAAAUAAUUGCUGCCUUUGCCUAAUAGAAAAUCACAGUUGUUUUGCAAGAAAUGGUGCCAUCUAUCUAAAUAACCAGAUGUAUGGUUACUGUUGUAACUUUCCUGUAUGUAACCUCUCCUACCAAAAGCUGAUGUUUUUUCUGUAGUUGAUGUAAGUUCUUCUUUCAAAAUAAGCUGGUUGUUUGUGCUCAUUCCAACCUACAUGUCAGUACAUAAUUAUUUUGGCCAGUCUUUUAAUGGUAUUGCUCGAGUCUGAUUCUGUCGUGA
This is a messenger RNA of Carica papaya (papaya), 1604 nucleotides long. Its product is annotated as bifunctional nitrilase/nitrile hydratase NIT4A. Gene Ontology annotation, molecular function: nitrile hydratase activity; nitrilase activity. Gene Ontology annotation, biological process: detoxification of nitrogen compound. Lineage: Eukaryota; Viridiplantae; Streptophyta; Magnoliopsida; Brassicales; Caricaceae. The record is from RefSeq and is a predicted model, not a curated record.